Molecule: messenger RNA, 2878 nt
Organism: Mizuhopecten yessoensis (Yesso scallop)
Lineage: Eukaryota; Metazoa; Mollusca; Bivalvia; Pectinida; Pectinidae
Product: zygotic DNA replication licensing factor mcm6-like
Exons: 17
Coding region: 75-2498 (807 amino acids)
Biological process (GO): mitotic DNA replication; DNA replication initiation; double-strand break repair via break-induced replication
Cellular component (GO): nucleus; MCM complex
Molecular function (GO): ATP binding; single-stranded DNA binding; single-stranded 3'-5' DNA helicase activity
Source: RefSeq, a predicted model, not a curated record
CUGACAGUCACGUGACAAAUCUGGCGGGAAAGAAGUCAUUGUGUGUACUGUAAACACGUUGCUUACGUUUCGCCAUGGAUGUUGCCGAACAAGCUGUCAGGACUAACCAAGUGAAAGAUCAGGUUGGCGAAAGAUGUCAGAAACUAUUUCAGGACUUUUUGGAAGAAUUUUCUGUAGAUGGCGAACAAAAAUACUUGUCAGAAGUUCAAGAAUUGAUCAGACCAGAAAGAAACACACUUACAGUAAGCUUUGAAGAUGUGGAAAAGUUCAACCAGCAGCUGUCUACUACCAUUCUAGAGGAGUACUACAGAGUAUAUCCAUUUCUCUGUCGUGCUGUCCGUAAUUAUGCGAAAGAUUGGGGUCAGAUACCACCUGCAAAGGAGUUUUAUGUCAGCUUCACAGAUGUUCCCACUAGACUCAAGGUCAGAGAGAUGACUACGGCUAAAGUUGGGACAUUGCUUAGAAUCAUUGGUCAGGUUGUGCGGACACAUCCCGUCCAUCCAGAGCUGGUCAGUGGUACAUUCAUGUGUCUAGAUUGUAGAACUGUCAUCAAAGAUGUGGAGCAACAGUUCAAAUACACACAGCCAACCAUUUGCAGGAAUCCUGUGUGCAACAAUAGGGCACGGUUCAUGUUAGAUGUAAACAAAUCAAAAUUUGUGGAUUUCCAAAAAGUGCGGAUACAAGAAACACAGGCAGAACUCCCUAGAGGAAGCAUUCCUAGAAGUGUUGAGGUUAUACUUCGAGCCGAGGCUGUGGAAACAGCACAAGCAGGAGACAAAUGUGACUUCACAGGUACCCUGAUUGUGGUCCCAGAUGUGGGGACCAUCUCAACACCAGGAGCUCAUUCUGAGACAUCAUCCAGGGUGCGUGGAAAUGAAGGUUAUGAGACAGAAGGUGUGCGAGGGCUGAAGGCGCUUGGAGUACGGGACCUUACCUACAGACUGGCUUUCCUGGCGUGUACCGUGUCCUCUAGUAACCCAAGGUUUGGUGGCCGAGAUAUGAAAGAUGAGGAGAUGACAGCCGAGACUAUUAAAAAACAGAUGACAGAUGAUGAAUGGCAGAAAGUAUAUGACAUGAGCAUGGAUAAAAAUCUUUACCACAAUAUGUGUUCCAGUCUGUUCCCUACGAUACAUGGUAGCGAAGAAAUCAAGAGAGGCGUGCUUCUCAUGUUGUUCGGUGGGGUUCCGAAGGUUACAACAGAAAAAACCAAUCUCCGUGGUGAUAUCAACAUAUGCAUAGUUGGCGACCCUAGUACAGCCAAAAGUCAGUUCCUAAAACAGGUAGAAGAGUUCAGCCCCAGGGCAGUAUACACCAGUGGCAAGGCCAGUACUGCAGCUGGUCUGACUGCUGCUGUGGUUAAAGAUGAGGAAUCCCACGAGUUUGUCAUAGAGGCAGGUGCCCUUAUGUUGGCUGACAACGGUGUCUGCUGUAUAGAUGAGUUUGACAAGAUGGACCCCAAGGACCAGGUAGCUAUUCACGAGGCGAUGGAACAGCAGACGAUCUCCAUCACCAAGGCUGGCGUCAGGGCCACAUUGAAUGCCAGAACAUCAAUAUUGGCUGCUGCUAAUCCGAUUGGUGGACGAUACGAUAGGACAAAAUCGCUCAAACAGAACAUCACCCUGACUGCUCCUAUCAUGUCACGUUUUGACCUGUUCUUCAUCUUGGUUGAUGAGUGUAAUGAGGUGACGGACUAUGCCAUUGCUCGUCGUAUUGUGGAUCUACACAGUCGCCAGGAGGAGUCCGUCGAGAGGAUCUACUCGGUCGAGGACAUUACUAGAUAUCUCAUGUUUGCCCGCCAGUUCAAACCCAAGAUUAACAAGGAGGCACAAGAGUAUAUGAUUGAGGAGUACAAACACCUUCGACAAAGGGACGGCACAGGGGCAGCAAAGUCGGCUUGGAGGAUCACAGUCCGUCAGCUUGAAAGUAUGAUACGUUUGUCUGAAGGAAUGGCUCGGCUGCACUGUCAGGACGAAGUGCAGCCGAAGCAUGUGAAGGAAGCGUUCCGCCUGCUGAACAAGUCAAUCAUCCGUGUGGAGCAGCCCGACAUUCACUUGGAGGAGGAGGAUCAGCAGCAGGAACAAGAAGAGAUGGACAUUGACGAUGCUACACCAGCAGAGCCACAGCCUACACAAGAGGGAGAUGCUGCUUCAGCUACCCAGCCAAAGAAGGGACUGAAGCUAUCUUACGAUGAGUACAAACAGAUGGCCAAUUUGAUGGUGCUUUACAUGAGGCGACAGGAGGAAGAAACACAAGAAGAUGACUCCAGUAAUAUGAGGCGCAGUGACCUUGUCAGUUGGUAUCUCCGGGAGAUGGAGAGUGAGAUAGAUUCUGAGGCUGAGUUAUUGGAAAAGAAGACAAUUGUAGAAAAAGUUCUGGAUAGACUUGUUCAACACGAUCACGUUCUGAUAGAACUAAACCAGACUGGUUUGAAAGGAGAAGGGUUAGUCCGGGAGGAUGAUCCAUUCAUUGUUGUCCAUCCAAACUACCUGGUGGACUGAAGAGGGCAGAAAAAUAAGACAGAUGACAAGAUUUGUGAAAAGCCCCCAAGGCUUUGUCCAAUUGUGCUGAUUUAUUGACGUGGCAAACCCGAUUGAGUAAAUGCUCAGCCGAAUAAUGUCUCUAUGUCGGCAGGCAGUAGUUCUGAAAUGAAUUUUCUAAUGACACUACUUUUGAUAUCAUGGAAUGGAUUAUAUGUUACGACCUGCGGGUACAGUUUCACAAAAGAGUUCCAAUAAGGGAGACAAAUAGACAUAUGGUUUACGUUAGUCAGUGCUAUGCGAUAUUAAUGUAUAUAUUUAAGGAAUGAUUUUUAUUUUUUCAACAUUUAUGAGGUCAUAACAACAAUGGGUUUAUGGACAUAUUGAAUGAAUCGCGUUAG